Aspergillus uvarum CBS 121591 is the source of this 666-nucleotide messenger RNA. RefSeq names its product eS30 family ribosomal protein. NCBI's taxonomy places the organism in Eukaryota, Fungi, Ascomycota, Eurotiomycetes, Eurotiales, Aspergillaceae. Gene Ontology annotation, molecular function: structural constituent of ribosome. The coding region runs from base 1 to 666 and encodes 221 amino acids. The transcript has 3 exons. Gene Ontology annotation, cellular component: ribosome. Gene Ontology annotation, biological process: translation. The record is from RefSeq and is a predicted model, not a curated record.
AUGCCAUCCGGACUCCUCAUCGCGCAACUCGCCGUCUACACCCCACUGACACUUCCAACCCUCUACCUUCUCUUCUGCUACGGCCGCCACGGCCCCCUCGCCUGGUUCUACUACCUCGCCUUCUGCGUUCUUCGCGUAACCGGUGCCGCCAUGGGCCUCCACGACCCGCAUAACACCGGCGCCCAGAUAAUCUCCGGUAUCGAGCUUUCGCAGCUACUGCUUUCGAUAGACGGGGUGUUGCAUGAGGCGAGAAUCUACUGGUUAUCGCCCAGCAAACGAACCGAAUGGACGUUCAUGGCGCUCAUCCAUGUCCUCGUGGCGACGGGGGUGGCAAUGGUCGGGGCUGAUGCUGGCGGGCUUCGGGGCGAUACACCGAAGCCCAGUGAUCUCUCCAAUAUCAAGGUCGGUAUGGUGCUGCUGGAGGCUGCGUGGGGCAUGCUCGCUUUGUUGGGGCUGUGGACUCUUUGGAAUGGAAGGGGUGCACCAGCAGGCUUGGCCAGGAGGGAGGGGUGGUUGCUCGCUCGUGCCGGUAAGGUCAAGGCCGCCACUCCCAAGGUCGACAAGCAGGAGAAGGCCAAGCAGCCCAAGGGCCGUGCCUACAAGCGUGUCGUCUACACCCGCCGCUUCGUCAACGUCACCCUCACCGGUGGCAAGCGCAAGGUAUGA